Molecule: messenger RNA, 774 nt
Organism: Neoarthrinium moseri
Lineage: Eukaryota; Fungi; Ascomycota; Sordariomycetes; Amphisphaeriales; Apiosporaceae
Exons: 5
Coding region: 1-774 (257 amino acids)
Source: RefSeq, a predicted model, not a curated record
AUGCCUUCCGAAAAAGCUGUGCCGACCGGCAGCGAUGUCGGUGGCGAGUUCAAGCGGACACCCGACGAACCGCAGCUGGCUUAUAAACUCGGCAACAUGAACUGGGCCGACUUUGCUGGUCGAUGGAAUGUGUUUAUAAUCGCCUGUGCGCUCUCGGGAGUCGCCGAGUUGGCUCUGUGGAUGCCGGCCACCUACGAGUCCGCGGUCAUCGGCUUCGCCGUCAUGUACGGUUUCGUUUCGUGCGCCUUCAUCGGGCUUUUCGCGGCCCUGCCGGAGUCGGUAUCCCCUAUGCCCGAGGUCGAAUGCCGGAUGGGCGUUGUCAUGCUCUUCGUCUCGAUUCCCGCCCUCACCAUGGCGCCUAUCGGCGGGCAAAUUUUGCAGAGCUCAGCGGAUGGUUGGGUUCACAUGAAGAUUGUCGGAGGUGCCAUGUGCUUCGCCGGGUCUGCCAUUAUGAUAUGUGCCAAGGUUCUCUAUACUCAAAAGUUUUCGGGCGCUCUGAGAAGAUUUGGUGGACGACCCUAUAUAUUGACCCACCGCAAAAGUGAUGGAUGGAAUUUCCUAGAAGGCCAUAGGAGUCUCGCUGGUGGGCCGCGCCGUGGUGCCCACAAUCACACCGAGAGGAUGUGCGGACAAAGUAGAGGCUCGGAUCAACACGUGGACAUUUUCGCCGAGGUUAUCGAAGGUGCCGGCAAUCUCGACGGCAGCGUCAAGGAUGAAGACGAUGCUGGAAAGAGCCGCAUGAGGCAAAUACACGCGUUGUGGGGAGACGCAUGA